AUGGCGGACAAAGCUCAGGAGCUCGAGACGCGGGAGGAUGCAAACGCGCUGGCUGACAGCGGGUCCCAGAAGGAGGAAAGUGUCCACACGCCUGCCGCAUUCCCUUCUGAAGAGAUCAUGACAACUUUGAGCGGUCGCGUGCGCAAGAGUGCGCAGGUGUUUACGUUUACGCGAGUCAAGAGCGACGACGCAGGCGAGUUCACACCUGCUGUGGGCAAAGGGGUGAAAGUGCGCGAUGUGGAAUACGUCAGAGAGAAUGUUGAGGCGCUAGGGAAGCAGCAGUGUGAGAUGAUCCGGCAGCUCUACAGCAUCAUGUUUGGACGUCGCUUCCAGCAGAAAAACAUGAAAGCGAUCAAAGAGCACAUCUUGGAUUUUUCGGGCAUUGUCGAGCAGGACGAGAAGUCUCGUGAGCAUUUGGUUGCUAAGAUGAGCAAGUGGAAGAUGCCGUUUGUUCACGACGUGAUGGAUCUUUUGGCGGUGCACCGUUCCAAGAAGUCUUUUGACGAGGAAGGGAAAGUGCCAAAUAAGGAAGCGCUGCUGGAACGACUAGUUGACUGGCUUUACAAUCCGCAGAAGACGAAGCUUGCUGAAAAGAAAAGUGCAACUUUAGCGAGGAAAGCGAAGCAGAAAACGAAGAAGCGGGCGAAAGCCGCCAAAAAGAGCGAGAGUGAGCCUGUGACGAAGAAGCGCAAGACUACGAAGAAGAAGUCAGUUGCUGUCACGAAAGACGACGAUGCAGAUAACCUCGAGGCUACAGAGUCUGAAGGAGAGGAGUCAUGCAGCGAUUUCGAAGAUGUCAAGAAGAAGAAGAAGAAGACCGCGAAAAAAGGGAAGGUCACUAGUCGGACGACAACAUCACGCAUCGCAGAAAGCGACAACGAGGACGAUGUGAGUGAGAAGGAAACGGGCGAAUCUGCCGAGAAGAGCAAGAAAAGAACGGGCAAAUCUGCCGAGAAGAGCAAGAAAGGAACGGGCAAAUCUGCCGAGAAGAGCAAGAAAGGAACGGGCAAAUCUGCCGAGAAGAGUGAGAAGGGAACGGACAAAUCUGCCGAGAAGAAUGAGACAGGAGCUGCCGAGAAGAGUGAGAAGGAAACGGGCGGAUCUACCGAGAAGAGGGAGAAAGGAACGGGCGGACCUACCGAGAAGAGUGAGAAGGGAGCGGGCGGAUCUACCGAGAAGAGUGGGAAGGGAACGGGCGGAUCUACCGAGAAGAGUGAGGAGGGAACGGACGGAUCGACCGUGAAGUGUGAGAAGCAGUCUACUGCCAAAGAAAAGCCUGUCGCCAAGUCAGCAAACGAGGCGAACAUUGCGGACAAAGCCGAUGUCGAGUCUGAGGUGGAGACUUUGGAUACCGAUACUCGCAGCAAAAUCCGAGAUAUCAUUUGCAAAGGCAACGCCGAGGAGUUGACGGUGAAGAAGAUUCUACGGCAGCUGAGCGCAGAUCUGGGACGUGACAUGUCUGCACAGAAGAACGCAAUCAAGGAGUUCAUCACGAACGAUCAAGCGGAGACUUAA
Messenger RNA from Peronospora matthiolae, 1515 nucleotides. The record is from the annotation of a GenBank genome assembly. NCBI's taxonomy places the organism in Eukaryota, Oomycota, Peronosporomycetes, Peronosporales, Peronosporaceae.